Molecule: messenger RNA, 5278 nt
Organism: Myripristis murdjan (pinecone soldierfish)
Lineage: Eukaryota; Metazoa; Chordata; Actinopteri; Holocentriformes; Holocentridae
Gene: sh3tc2
Product: SH3 domain and tetratricopeptide repeats 2
Exons: 22
Coding region: 186-5051 (1621 amino acids)
Biological process (GO): regulation of ERBB signaling pathway; regulation of intracellular protein transport
Molecular function (GO): protein binding
Source: RefSeq, a predicted model, not a curated record
UCACGCUCAUUCACACUGACUCACACACACUCGUCUUCUGUUUUUGUUUUUCUCCCUACGCUUGUGGACUUACAGCGGAGAAUGCCAUAAGUUUUUUUUUUUUUUUUUUUUUGCCACAGUGGUACACCCGUUUAAUUGUGAAACCACACUCACUCACACACGCAUACAUUCAUUCUGCCACACACAUGAAGAAUGAAGUGAGAGGGGAGAGCUGGCAGCAGGACAGAGACAUUUCUCCUGCUGAGCUGGAUGCUCUUUGGAGGGAACCACCAUACACACUAGGGGGAACAAAUGAGCACUUCUCAGGAGAUGGCAUCAUGACGCAAGGUGAGGAGGAUGAGGGUCCAGGGUUGGAAUCAGGGGAAGGAGGGGUGGAGCCAAACAGUUACUGGAAGAGGAAAGAAGCCUUCCUUAGAGGAAGUACUGUCUCACUGGGAGUGGCAGAGAAAUUCUCCCCAGAAAUUUUACUGGUGUUCACUGGGCGGAGGCGGUCCAGUGAGCUUCCUGACCAGGCCCUGCAGGAGGCGCUGCGCACACGACUCAGAGUGGUGGAGAGCAACAGUCAGGAUGUCAUCCAGCUCUUUAAAGACUUGUCUGCCCGUCUGGUGUCUGUCCAUGCGGAGAAGGAUAGCUUUGUACUCACCUUCAAGACUGUGGAGGAAAUCUGGAAGUUUUCAACUUACCUAGCUUUAGGCUAUGUGGCUCGGUGCUUGGAGAACUUCCUGUGCGACCAGUCCUUCUGGCUGGACCCAGAGCUGCUCAGUGACUUGGAGAUCAAUGUACAAGUGGACGAGGAACAUCUGGCCACCCUCUACCUGGGACUGCUGCUCCAGGAGGGAUCCUUCUUUGCCAAGGCACUCUUGACCAAGAAUGAGCAGAAUGAGGAUGAGGAAGAAGAGUUAUCAUUCAAAAAAAAUGACUUGCUGAUGGUGAGGAACACAGGACAGGAUCACAUGUGGGAGGGCACCCUUCUUUCCACUGGUCAACACGGCCUGGUGCCAGUCAACGCCAUGCAGCCACUGCCAUACCCUUUCUACCAAUGGUUCCUGAUGAAGUACCCAGGCUUUGCUGGCUGCUCACCAACAGAAAAGGGGCAGUUUGAGCAUCCUAUUGUGACAGGUUCAUGUGUGGCGGUGGUGGACUACAGUCCAGUGGGACAAGAGGAGCUCCAGCUGAGCCAAGGUGACAUUGUGGAGAUCCAGGGCUUGCUCGUGCGAGGCCUGGAUGUCUUCAUAGGAACCCACUCCUCCACAGGACACACUGGCUUUGUGCACAAGUCCCAUGUUAAGCCUCUGGACACUGUUCCUCUAGACAGACAAUUGGUCUUUCUGACUGAGGAGGAGAGGGCCGCCCUGGCUCAGGUUAACCCCUGUAGCUCUGAGCCAAGUGACAGCAGCCUGCUGGAGAGACUCUUCUCCUCUGACAUUAGCUCUGUGUACAGGCUAGACAGACUGGACGAGUCUGACUUCAUGGUCAUCAGGAACCAGCCAAAGCAUGAUCAUAAGAUUCCUGUGAGUGCCCGUCAGAGCCUCAUUUCAGAGAGAAGUGGCGAGACACCCCCUCCAUACCACUCUUCCCCAAGCCCCUCGUUCUAUCACUCCUCUUCCCGUCUGUCCUUCUAUCAAUCCCACAAUCCUCUGCCACGUGAGGGAGAGCCCCUGUCCUUUGCUCUAGAUGACACAUUCAGAGAGCUGGAUGAGUUCCAGGAAGACCCUCCUCUCUUCUUGGAGGAGAACAGCUGGGAGGGAGAGGAGUCAGAGCUCAGUGACCCCACUUUGAUGCUGCUCAACCACGAUCACUUCCAGGAGGACUUCCUGCCACUGUAUGACCUACAACACUCUUUCCUGUGGGUGACCUUCAGUGGUAAGACUGAGGAAGAGUUAAUAGGGCACCUCGAGAAUAUCAGGGAAUGUGCCAAGAGGCUGGGCAUGCACUGGGCACAUCGAAGGACCUGCUUUCUCCUGGGAAGACUCUGUGCCAGGAAGCUUAAGUACUCUCAGGCACGUGUAUAUUAUGAAGAGGCUCUCAGUGUCAGUGUGGAUGGUUUCUCGGACACGCCCCUCCUCAUCGCUCUCUUCACCAACCUCACUGCGGUCUACCUGAAGCAGCGAAUGACAGACAAGCUGCCCCAGACCCUGGAGAAGGCCAGUGCCUUGCUGCUGUGUCUUUCUAACCAUAGCUUCACCUCCCUGGAUGAGGUUGAGCUACUCAAGCUGCUCCUUAGGAGGUCAGUGGUAGAGGGGGACAAACACCUGGAGGCCCGAGUCUGCUACCUCAUCUCCAGCCUCUUCCUGCUCCUCCGAAAGACUGAUGACGCUCUUCCCUUUGUUGAGCGACUCCAGUUUCUUUCAGUGACUCUUUCUGCCACAGAAGGCCAGCCUAUUGUUCCUUUGGACCUUAACUGGCUCCUGAGCUGGCUCUAUCACCGUAAAUACAUGCCUUAUCUGGCUCUGGCCUCUCUAAGCCUGGAUUCAAGACAAGACCACUCCAUCCAGGAUGCCUUCAAGAGAGUGGAGCUGUUCAUUAGGAACUCUGUCCGUCUGAACCCUCGCUGGAGGGAGGGAACCUCCCUGCUCCCUGCUCAGACUGUGGUCUGCCUUCAGCAGGCUCUGGCCAUUGCUGAGCAGGGGGAGGACCUGAAGACCCAGAGGGACUUGUGUCUGGGCUUGGCCUCAGUCUAUCAGCAGUAUGGAGCUCUUGAUAAAGCAGUGUGCUGUGCCCAACAGGCUGUGGAAACAGGGGGCCAUAUCAAUGAGGAGGAGGGCUUUGAGGCCUCUGUGUUGCUGGGGUGGCUGUUGGUGUUAACUGGCCAGGCUGAGAGGGCCCAGAACACGCUGCAGCCACUGCUCACAUCUCUCCAGGGCACAGACAGUCCCACUCAGCGGGGAGUGAUUCACAACCUCUUGGCUUUGUGUCUGAGGCGGCAGGGUCGCAUCCCAGAGGCGGGUUGGCAUCUCCACUGUGCCUUGAGAAUCUCCAGGGAGAGCGGUAACCAGAGGAACCAGGCCCUGGCACUUGCCAACCUAGGCUGCCUUGCACUGGAUGUAGGGGCAUCUGGCCUAGCAGAACGUUUCUUAGUCAGAUCCCUGGGCCUUUUUCUGGAGCUCUGGGACAGCCCCACAGAUGAGGAGCACGUUCAGACCUAUCUUUGGCUGGGGCGGAGCUACAAAGACAGGGGGAGGAGUCAGGAGGUCAGGGUGUGCUACGAAAUGGGGCUACUGAUCGCACUGAAUGCCAGAAACUUGCACAGUCAGAUGGUUGUGGCCAAGGUACUAAGUCGACUGUAUGCAGACAUGCUGCUGUAUGGCCAGAGCAUCAUCUAUUAUGAGCACUGUGUGUCAGUGGCCAGGGAGCUGAAGGACAAGAGACUGGAGGGAGAGUAUCUGGAAAUCCUCAGCAGCCUCUACCUCUCACUGAACACAGAGAAAUCAUCUCGUAAGUCUCUGGACUACACCAAGCAGAGCCUCAGGAUUUCCAUCGACCUGGGCAGGAAAGAGGAGGAGUCAGAGACCUGGCUACAAGUGGGACGCAUCUAUUACCUGAUCUAUGAGGACGAGCUAGCUGACAUGUACCUGCAGGCAGCAGUGAAGACAGCCUUGAGGAUGAAUGACCCUCACUUUGCCAUGAGCAUCUAUGAGGAGGCAGGAGACGUGUUCUUCAAAGGCCACAGGAACCGAAUGGCCUCGCUGCCCUUCUUCAGAGAUGGCAGUCUGCCAUUUGCACGGAGCAUCAGGGACAUCCAUUCAGAGUUUCGCUUGCUGAGUAAACUGACAGAACUGCUGAUGACCCAGGGAGAGCAGGAGGAGGCUCUGCAGUACGCAACACUGGCUGUUCAGAUUGGCAGCAAAACAGGCGUGCGUGUGAAUGAAAGGACAGCCUACCACCGGCUGGCUACAGUCUACUACCGCCUGGAGCAGUAUGAGAUGGCAGAAAACUACUACCUCAAGUCCUUGUCCCUUUGCCCCCCUGUCCUGCAGCACCCCAUGGAAGCUCGUUACUACACCAAAGUCUAUAUCAGACUGGGCAAUCUCACGCUACACAAACUCAAGGAUGCCUUUGAUGCAGUGGGCUAUUUCCAGCUGGCUCUGGCAGCUGCCCUAGAGGACCAUGCUAACCCUGAGGCUCUGUAUGUGGUCUACAUGAAGCUGGCAGAAAUCCAUGGCCACCACAUGCCCGAUGCUCAGCUGUGCCAAGCGUACAGAGACAGAGCCCAGAGCCUGAAGAGGGUCCUGGCAGGUCAGGUUGACCCCAAUGGGGAAGAGGAGUGGGACAACCCAGACACAGAGCCUGGACAAAGGGAGGAAACGGUCUCUGAAGCUGAUAAGGAAUGUACAGAAGGCUUUAAUGUUGUAUCUUGUACCAUGGAGGUAAGGGAUACACAGCAUGUCUCUCUUGCCAGAAACAAUCCUAUACCUGAAGAUGGGAACUGUGAGGAUGGCUCAUUUACACAAACCUGUAGGAACCAUAUACAGGCACAGCCUGGAUGUGCAGACUGUACUAUUGGAGAUGAUAAUGCUUGCCUUCCUGAUACAAAUGGAGUUUGGGCGGAUGCCACUGGGUCUGAAACCAGUCAUUCGUACACUAACAGUAAUCAUACAGAGUCUUUUGAAACAGCACAUGAACGGAUCUCAGACUCCAGUGACUCUUCUGACACUUUACAAACUGACCUGUGUCAAACAGCUGGACCACAUGGGGUCAAAGACCACUCAGACUUUGACACUGACCAGGGUAGGACUAGUGAAACUGUACCUGUCGAUAACAACAUGGGCAACAUCAUCCAUGCAGAUGGGGGACGCACAGAUAUGCAAACCAGAGAGACUUAUAUUCAUCAAGAAGAAAAUAUUCCUCCUGAAGAGACAUACGCAGAUCUUCAUAAAAUAGACCCUAUUCACAAAAAUGGCACCAUUGGGGACAAACAGUCUUAUAUUGACCAAACAGAGACUGCUAACAUGGACACUGAUAAAGCUGAUAGUGCGACAAGCACUUCCUACUACACCGGGAGAGAUAAAUCUGAGACAGCUGAUACAGAUACUGAACAAAUGUACAUAUAGCCUUCCAAUGGUGGGCUAGAUUCUGUAUUGACAUUUCCCUCUUGUUGCCUGUCACCUGAAAGGAAAACUAUUUGUAAUGUACCAAAACACAUGCACUUAUUGUUGGAACGAUAUUGUCAACACUGUUGUCAGUAUAUACUUUUCAGAGAUUUAAUAACAUUGAGGACCUGUACCUUUUGUAUAGUUCUCUAUUACAGCGCAUCAAGCUUGUAAUAUAUGUUUUGUAA